CAAAAAACGUCUUUUGAAAAGAAUUAAGAAAUUAGUUACCAAAAACUUAAGAUAUGGACAAAAUGUUGUGCAUGAUGGUCUUUGGUGUUUUAGCCGUUGCAAGUAUGAUGCAAGACGCAACAGCCCAAACGGUGCAUGUGGUUGGGGACGAUAUGGGUUGGAUCAUACCAAGCAAUGGCGCGGCAGCUUAUACAACUUGGGCUGCUGGGAAAACCUUCAGCGUUGGUGACACACUAGUAUUCAAUUUCAUGACCGACCGACAUGACGUGCUGCAAGUAGAAAAAACAUCGUUCGAUGGUUGCAAUUCACAGAAUGCCAUAGGGAAUGCCAUAAUGACAGGACCAGCAAAUAUGACUCUAGACUCUACUGGAGAACACUACUAUAUUUGCACUUUUGGUAUGCACUGCCUAAAUGGCCAGAAAUUAGCUAUUACAGUUUCCAGCGGCACCGGUACUCCAGAAGCCAACCCGCCUAACCCAAGCAAUCCAACAACUCCUGUUGUGCGACAACCAGAAGCUUGUGCACCUACACCCUCUGCUGCAGGACCUUCAAAUUCUGUUCCAGGUGGUCGUCCUCCUCCUCCUCCUCCUCCUACGCCUUCGUCCUCAACGACCGUGUUGGCCAGUUUUGUACUCAGUCUGUCCACCAUUGCCUUGGCCACUUUACUUUAAAUUGGGCAAAUUAAGGAGGUGUUGAGCUUCCUAGUUUAUACGUAAUAAUAAUGUGAUGGAUUUUUUUUUAAUUAUUGGAUUGAGUUU
Solanum verrucosum is the source of this 758-nucleotide messenger RNA. Its product is annotated as cucumber peeling cupredoxin-like. The coding region runs from base 54 to 671 and encodes 205 amino acids. The record is from RefSeq and is a predicted model, not a curated record. The transcript is spliced from 2 exons. Gene Ontology annotation, molecular function: electron transfer activity. NCBI's taxonomy places the organism in Eukaryota, Viridiplantae, Streptophyta, Magnoliopsida, Solanales, Solanaceae. Gene Ontology annotation, cellular component: plasma membrane.